CAACUGCCAUGCCACCUGUCACCUCUUUCGCGUACUAACACCGAUAAGUAUGGAUGGACUGCUGACCGGUCGGUGCUACUGAAACCCUAACCACUGAACGAUGAGCCGACGUAUGUUAAAGCACAGAUACCCAACAGGAAAAGCAGCAGAAGCGGCCCAACCAGUGGCUCCACUACCUCAGCCAGCUGCUGACGUAAUGCCCCAGUGGGAUGGGGCUGGCAGCUUUCAGCCGGCACAAUAUCCCACAGCAGUGCUGGACCCACAGCAUCAGCAGCAGCCGCAAAGCAACUCACAGGAGGGCUGGUCUUCGGUGGCAACGACAGCAGCCAACGGCAGCACUGCUUGUUCUGCAGUCCACUAUGGGCAGGGAGAGAACUACUGGAACUGGAACACCCACCAGGAAUCUGCUGCAGUGGCAGGUGGGGAUGGGAUGAUGUCAGCCCCAAUGCAAUCCUGGAGCAGUGGCAGCUGGAGCACUUCACAUCAGGAGAUGACUUCGGCGGGUCCUCAGUCAUGGACAGGAGGGGGUGGGGCACAGCCACCUGACCCAACUGGAGUGGGUGGCGGUACAAACUUGCAGGAGGCUGCGGUGGCGCCAAUGACGAGUGACGGGACAUACCAACCACCAUCGCUCUAUCCUGGGGUUCCUCAGUUUGUGCCGCCUCAAGAGGGGCAACAGUUUGGCAGUGGAGGUGUUGUUACAGAAGGCUCUGGUCCCCAGGAAGGCUGGGUGGCACCGUCCUGGAGUGGUGACACUAGCCAGUGGCAGCCUGGCCUUGAGCAGCAGCAGCAGUACGGGUCAACCCAGGUGCCGUGGCAGUGGCAAGAAGGAAUGCCAGCUGAAGGUUGGCCAUCUGCCGAUGGUCAGUGGCAGGGAUAUGACUCUCGGGUGGGCACGGCUCAUCCUGGCCAGUAUGAGGGCUCCUCCGUGGCAGGGUACAACCCAUCUGGCGAUUCACUACAUUGUCAAGAACAGCAGCAGCAAGAACAACAGCAGCAGCUCCACGGCCAGGAGCCACCUAGCACAGCUGUAGAGACUGCAGUCAGUGAUGUGUCUUCCCCUGCCCACCCUUCUGCUCUUGCUGCAGAUAGUCAAGAUGGCUCUCAAGGUACUGUAGAGAGCCCGCAGCAGCCGUCGCAUCAGUAUGUUGAGUCCACAUCCGGAGAUGACGGCACAAUGUCCAUGUUCUUUCAAGAUGGCAGCGCUACCGUUCAUGUUGUGAGCGAAGAAGGGACGGCUCCAGCACCAGCAGAGGAAAGCAGAGAAGGGCACGGCAUCCAUGAUCCGCAGGCGACACCAGAGCGUGCGGAGGAACAGCCAGCUUCAUUGGGAAUUCAGCCUCACGAACAAGAGAGAGCAGUCAUGGGAAUGCCUGAAGAUGGCGCUACUGUCACACUAGAGUCUGUUAACCAGGAAGUUCCAGAUUCAGUUUUGAGGCCAGAGCCGCAAGAGGUGUGUUUUAAUGUGCUCAACCUGCAGGCAUUGCCAUUGCACAUGGAAGGCGGUGGUCCCGGCAGCGAAGAGACUGCAUGUGCUGUUGCAGUGACACCUGGGGUAGAGUGUGGGGCUCAGUGUCCAGCACCGUCCAAGAAGGCUGUGAUUCGGGCUCGCCAGGGUGGGCCCUUCAAGCCGCCUGCACUUGUCCGGCAAGGCUCAUCUACUGAGCCAGAUUACCUACGGGUUAUCUACCAAUUGUUAUGGUAUUUGUGGCAUGCUCUGAUGCAGCAGAAUGCAGCCCAGUUGCACAUGCCGCCUGACAACUUGGAACUGCUACCACCAGAUGAGGUCGCACGACAUGCCUCACUGCGUCACCACCACCACCACCUCCACCACAGACAAGGUGUGGCACCACUGUCGCCAACAACUGCAAUGGGCUCUGUUGGCACGGGCCUGACGCUGCUCGAUGCGCCUGACAUGCAACCUCUCGUGACUCUGGCACCAGCAGCGCCACCUAUUCCGCACGAUCGGCCGGCUUCACGUGCGAGCUCCCUCUCUGGUGCACAGUCUAAUGAGGUGGUGGAGCAGUCAUCCAGUCCUUUGACCAGUGCUUCAGCUCCCAAAGGGGACACUGAGGAAGUGGCACCACCAGAUGGCCACUGUCAAGCUCACGUCCCAAGGAUGGUGGCGCCCCCUCUGAUGCGUCAGAGCCCCCUGGGGAGGGAAGAGGGAACUGGGAGAGGUACCGUUGCUCCACCUCCACUGAGGGUGGCAACAACGCUUGCACCGAGCCCCCUGCUUAUUGACUCAACACUACCGGAGAGAACAGAACCUUCAGGAAGCACGGAUGGAGACCAUCCCCAGCCUGUUGUCACAGCAACUCGGGCUGGCGAAGUGAAGGAAAGCUUGGUGGGGCUGCGACCUAAUGCGACAUCCACACCAACUGAUCAUCUCAUCCCUCACCAUGACACUAUCAAUGUUAGUGCUGUCCUGGCACACCCUAAACAUGAUGCAAAAGAACGUGGCGACAAGGGCAGCGAACCACGUGUGCGGCAAGAGGAACCACGGAAAGAAACGCAAGAUGAUAGGGAUUUUAGGGAAUCAAAAGACUCCGUGCAUGGUCGGGAUUCCAGGGAUCCUCGUGACUCAAGGCCAGCCAGGAACCGAGGCAGUGAUGAUGAAAGCCCAGAUUGGAAGGGAAGUCGAGACGCCUUUGAACGCGAUAGCAGGCGAGGUGGCAGAGCAGAUUUCAGGGAUGACCAGGACCGGAAAAGGGACCGUCACUAUGAUAGGGCAGAUGAUCGACGAGAUGUUUCGAAAGAAGACCGGGAUGAGUUCAGGAAAGGAGGUGGUAGAAGUGGUGUUGGGGAGGAUCGGAAAAGGAGAGACGACUACCAUGAUGACAGAAGAGGCGACAAAAAGGAUGACCAGUAUGAGGAACGGAGAGGAGAUCGGCGUGAGGAGCUUAGGGAUGACUAUCGCAAAUCAGACCGGAGAGGUGACCGUUACCACGAUCGGCGGGACCAGUGGAGGGGGCAGGAAAGUGAUGAUGAGUGGAAGGACCGGCGGUCAGACCGCAGGAGCGACCGUUACAGCACCAGGCAUGACUACCGGUACGAUGACCGUCCUAGCGACCGGUACAGUGACCGUGGCCGGCCAUCAAGCCGAACCUCCCAGGACGCUUACCUCGAUGACUAUGACAGGCGGGGCGACAGAAGGCACCGGGACAGUCACAACCGACCAUCAUCGAGGCACAGCGAAUCUGACAGCUCCUCUCCAGACUCUCGGAGGGGUUAUGGCACUGGCAAACACCGAAAGUAUCGGGAUGCUGACAAAAUGGCACCUGGUGCCUACUAUGAUCAGAAAAGCUAUGGAGGAGCUGGUGGAGCUGGUGGCUACGACUACAACACUUACCGGAGGGACUACUACAAUUACUAUCACUAUGGCUAUGCACCACGCUCAGGCUACGGCUAUGGCUAUUAUGAUGAGUUAUACAGAACCAAUCCAGCCUAUAAACAGCAAGUGGAUGCUUACUACGCUCGGCUAGGCUACAACCCGGCACAGAUAAUGGAGCGCCUCAGUGUGCACUCUGGCCGAUCGUCGGCCAAUGGAGAUUCGCGUCGGGAUGAGAGCUUUGCCAGCAACACGGAAGAUGAUUGCGACCCCAGCAUUCUUGACAAUGAGUCCACACGCCUCGACCAUGUGCCCCAGCCAGAAGAGGUCAAGAAGUUCUCCCGGCCACACCCACUGGCUCGUUUCUGUGGUGCCAAUGGUCUGCUCAAGCUCGUACCAACCCUCAGCAGUGGAAACCUGCCGCCUCCUAUUGAAAUUCACAGCCUCAAGCACUUGUUCCAGAAGGAUCCACAGUUCCAUCAGUUGCAGGCAUUCCCUGGACCUUUGGUCAGGUCGGAGACGCACAAGAAUGAUGUGAUCCAGUUCUGCACGCAGAAGAUCCAGUCAUUUGCCGAAGACCCCAGCUUGCCUGACCGGUCAUCACACAUCCUCCUUUGGGAGCUGCUCGUGCUCAUGCUCAGGCAAAACGGGUUUGUCUCAGGUUCGGACAUUGCUGAAUUGCUUCUUCGGGGUCACGAAAUCUUGGAGCCGUCAGCGUCUACGUCAGUGCUUGCGGGCCGACCAGGAGGGGAGGGAGGUGAAGUGACCUCACCCGAGGGUGCUGACGAUGGCAGCAGCCCAUCGCCAGAUGAGGGCAUUGUGGUGUCUGAUCGUGCCCAACUUGGAACCACUGGUGCAAGUCACACGCUAGCGAAAUUCCGCGAGUUCCUCCUCUUUGGGCAUAAAAAGGAUGCAUUGGAGUGGGCAGUGAAGUGUGGCCUGUGGGGCCACGCCCUGUCACUAGCUUCGAAGAUGGAUGCUAGGACGUAUGCGAGCAUCAUGACUCGUUUCACGAACGCCCUGGCCAUCAAUGACCCGCUGCAGACCCUGUAUCAGCAUCUGUCUGGCCGGCAACCUGCGGCGGUCACUUGCAUAGCGGAUGAAAAGUGGGGUGACUGGCGGCCCCAUUUAGCCAUGAUCCUGUCCAACCCAUCGUCACGCCCAGAAGUGGAUGCUCGGAGCAUCACUACCUUGGGCGAUGUGCUCGCUAGCCGUGGUUGCCUCUCAGCAGCGCACUUCUGCUACCUGAUGGCCCAGGUGGAGUUUGGCACAUAUGCCUGCAAGUCAAGCAAAAUGGUGCUGCUUGGAUCCAGCCACCACACGCUUUCUUUUGAAGAGUUUGCAUCUAACGAAGCAAUCCAGUGCACCGAAAUCUACGAAUACUCCCAGUCCCUGGCCAAUGCAGGCUACAUGCUGCCACACCUGCAGGUUUACAAGUUUCUCCACGCCACACGGCUUGCGGAGUUCGGCUUCGCCCAAGAGGCUCUACACUAUUGCGAGGUCCUAGCGGAGGCGAUGGUGCGGCAUUGUGAAUCAGCGCAGCUGGCAGCCCAGACGUACGAGUUGGCAAGCCGCCUGAAGUACCACGACCCUCACUUCAGCCAGGGCCAAGGCGAGCUGGAGGAACUGGGCGAGCCCCCGUGGCUUGCCAACUUUGCCCACCUGGUCACCCAGCUGCUUCAAGUACGGGGCAACAGCAGCAUGUCUCAGGUUGGCAUCCAUUAUGGCCGGGAGAGUGGCUAUGAAGGUCAUGAAGCACAGCCUGUGUCUCAGGUCCCUAGCACGGAGAGCUUACAAAGUCAGCAAGGCUUCAACAGCAGUACUGGAUUUGCAGUGUACGAUAACUGCAUGCCCAUGCUCCAGCAGUCAGGGAACUUUAGCAACUCGUACCUGGACACCUCUGCAUGUGGUGACCGUGCGCACGUGGUCUCUUCUUCGACCGAGCAAUGGACACCACUGCCACAGGCCACUCCUGAUUUCUCUCAGCACCUUCCUCCAACGAGUACAUCAUCCUUUGUGGCAGCACCGUCUGUUGACAGUGGCUGGAACUCGGUGCCUCAGCUGUCCACGGCCGCACAGCCUUCGGCCGAGUACAACUUUGUAAGCACAAGUCCGCCCCUGCCUUCUGAAUCAGCUGCCGUGAUGAAUGGCAUGUCACCCCAGGCAGAUGGGACGGUGCCUUCAUCACCGCCUGUCAGCAGCCAGCCGGCUUCAUUCGACUACUACAAGGCCAGCACCUACUCGGUGAGUGCACAGAAUCUUCAUCGCCAAACAACACGAGAGCGUCUUAGCAGUGUCAGCAGCAGCACAGACGCUCUUGAUCGAAGGGACAGUGUUGACAGUGCUGCCUUGGCCUCUGGUCGGUCACGGCUACCAUCGGGGCCACAGUCAUCACUCGCCACAGACCAGUCGGCUUCAGAGUCUGAGCGGUCCAAGCCAGCCGCAGCUAACAAGGGAAAGACACAGGUGGCUGGCAAGAGUUGGCUGGGGGGCAUUUUUGGGAAGCUGCUUCCCAAAGGCCCCAAUCAAAUGAUCCUGCCCGAUGAUAAGGACCCUGAUAUUGUGUGGGAUGAGCAGAAGAAGUGCUGGGUCGACAAGAACGCUGCACCUGGUGAAGCGGAGAGUCGGAUGGCAGCUCCUCCGGCGGACACAAGCUUUGGGGGCAAGCCAAGUCCACUGAGUAGCAAGCCAGGAGAGAACCGCUUUCAACUGAGCAAGCAGCGCUCUUUGCGGAAGCACUAUGUGGAUGUGCUGAACCCAAACAGCAACAAGGCAUCUGGUGACUCUCCGUCGGCACCUGCAGUGGCAGCGUUUCCAGAACAGUCUGCUGCACAACCCCCCGUCCAGUUCUUUGUUCCUCCAGCUGCUGGUGAACAACACGAAAGAUCUGGCUAUGACUUUGUGUCGCCUGCUCCGUUACCAGACCAGACUGCACCUGCUCCACCACCACCGCCAGAAACCACGCCGACCUAUCAACCCUCAGCCAAGGCUGUCUCGACACCCAUGAUGUUUGAUCCUGCGGAUUUCUCAUCACGAGCAGUGGACAGCAGUCACAAGGCAGCUGGUGGUAACCUGGCCAGGAGGAGAGCCUAUCCAACGUAGCAGACGUCACGUGUUUGACUUGGCAGCCAUCUUGCGUCCCUUUCCCUGCGAAGCCUUUUCCUAGGUUCUUUUCUUUUUUUGCACUACAGGACAGUAUUUCUUCUUUCAGAUGCUAGUUCAAUUCAUGGUGCGAUUUGGGAUGUCAUUUUCCUGAAACAGUUUUUAUUUUUCUUCCUCUACAUCUGCUGCUCUCCCAUGGAAGGGUAGUGUUCUGAGACUUUUUCUGUCAUGUCUUUGGUAGUAGGUUUAUUCUAGGUUUGACAAAACCAGAAUGGAAAUGUUUGAAAGUGUCGAGUGCUUGUUAUAUGAUGCCAUUAUACUGUUGCAAUGAACAUUUCUUUUAGUCUUAAUUAUUUUUGCGUGAGCAUUCAUGUAAUUUUUAAAGGCUACAUGCAGAGGCCAAGGCUGGCUGUCUACAGGCAUUAGUUAUGACACUACAUUUAUAAGAGUGGAUCAAAGGUGCUAGACUUAAAAUGGAAUCCUUUGUCAUAUGUCUGUUCAGGUUCACGUGUGACUGAAGCUGAAUCAAAACUGAUACACUUGACAUUCACUUUUAAGCAUGCAUCAAAGUCGCUGAUAGCCUAAAAUUGUUCUGCAAGGCCUAGCAUGGCAGUUUUGAUCCAUGUAUACUGCAUGACACGCUAAAAUUAAUUGGAAAUGUGACAAUGCAAUGCUGUAGGUAUCAUAUACCACAUUCAUUAUGUCUGUGGGCAACGCAUUGCUUUUUAACACAAACGUGGCAUUUUUCACUGGAUUGCUACUACAAAAAAAAAAAAAUGAAGUUUAUGUUUGGUCCCACAGCAUUGCUGAGUUAUUGUAUGCAAUUUUGUCAUUUUUAGACUGUUUUAAUGCGAAUUUGAUUCAAGGCAUCAGCUCAUGGCUGUACUGGAAGGGAAACACGAGAUGCAGCUUGCUUGGUCUGUAAGAGCUUGACGGUGUUCUGAUCUUGCCAUCCAAGGUUCAAGCCCAUAAGGGGCAAGUUUGGAGACCCUACCUUUGGUUGCCGCCAGUCUUUUGUUAAGCUACCGUCACAGGUGGUCGAGCCAAAUGGUGGUAUGCUCUUGUCUGUGUCCUCCAGGGAAGACAAAGCAAAACAGAAGCAGUGUUCAGUGGACUAGCAGCAAGUGCUAAGUGCAUGGCAGUGUAGUGCCACAAGGUCUUGCACACCGACCAUGACCAACUUCUGCCUUAACAGUGGUCUGUAGGCGUUAUGACUGCUUUGUGGAUCUCUCUUAUGAACUGCUUGGUUUUGGUGUAGGGUAUCUUGUCUAUCUUUUCUCUCCCAAAUGUGUGCAAUGGUGUUUGCCAUGAUUGUCGUUGAGAUGCUGCUACCAUUCCGUUCUGCGCUUAACCUCGCUGAAGAGGUGGCGUGCUGUAGUAAAUGCUGUUUAAAAGCUUAUAUUAGUGGUUGAUGAUAACCAUUUGUGAUGCUUUUUGGGGAACUCUUGUUUGUCUGUUUGCUUGAACUUAUAGUUGUACAUAGAAGCAGGCCUUUUGAUAAGCCCAGCAUUUGGCAGAGAUUCUGUAGUACAAGUGCUGCUUUGGGCUCGAUGAUGUGGUCCUGCCAUCGUAGCUAUGGCUGUAGGCCUCUCUCAUUGAUGGCUACGAGUAGAAUCAAGACUUUCCUUUUUGCAAAUGGCUCUGUGGCUGUUGAGGUCCUUUGCAAAAGGAAAGCCUGUGUUUUUGAAGUAGAUGAAUUUUAACUUUUUCAAAUGAUUGUAUAAGGUAGUGUAUCUACCUUGUUUAUGUUGCUGUGGUGGGUAUUUGGAUUAAGAAUGUUAUCUUUUUCUAUUCUGCAUGCAGUUAAAAGGCACACAGUUGUAGCAAAAUGGAAGCGAAGCCUCUAGGACCUUGGCAAUCGCUCAUCUUUCCGUGUGCUUCACUAACUCUGCUCAAUUGCUUUUUGUUCAUAUUCAGACAUGCACUUAUGUGACGGAGCACUAAUAUGCGAUUGAAAAUUGUGCAUAAUGUCACUUGGUGAGGCAUGGGGUUUGUGCACUGCAAUUUAAAGGGCUGAAGUUCACAGUGAUUCCUUGCCUCAUUGCAAUUCCUUUCCUCUUAAUUGAAGCAGGAGUGGGAGCUGCAUAAAGUAUUUGAGGAGCAGAUUGUGAUGUGAAACGCAGUAAAAUCUAGCCAAUGAGUGCUGGAUGUUUGGACAAGGAAAUAAAGCAUUCUGGAGAGGAAUCACUGUCGAAAAGUGGUCCCUGUAUCCACACACACAGAACACAGGUGGUCAUUAAAAUUUGUAUGGUUUCCUGUGCUGUACAUUUUGGUUUUGUCUAAAAAGCUGCCUUGUGUGCGUGAUCCCUAGGAAUGUUUCAAUUUUCACUGCGAUCUUUGUCGGCGCUUGGACCUUUUGUUUUUCACUUCCGACACGCGUAGUCAUGCCGUGCCUUUGGUGCAUUUGUGGGCAUGUCUGCUCCAUGAACACACUGUUGGAACGGAUUUCGCUUGUUGAAGAGGGGGCUAGCGAUGCUUUUUUUGCAAUGUUGGCUGUUCUCCGAGGUAUGUAUGAAUGAAAGGAGAAAACAAUGCUGAAGGAAUAAAAGUUUUGGUGAGGA
Molecule: messenger RNA, 8994 nt
Organism: Dermacentor silvarum
Lineage: Eukaryota; Metazoa; Arthropoda; Arachnida; Ixodida; Ixodidae
Exons: 38
Coding region: 101-6433 (2110 amino acids)
Biological process (GO): COPII vesicle coat assembly; autophagy; Golgi organization
Cellular component (GO): endoplasmic reticulum exit site; ER to Golgi transport vesicle membrane
Source: RefSeq, a predicted model, not a curated record